Molecule: messenger RNA, 894 nt
Organism: Notodromas monacha
Lineage: Eukaryota; Metazoa; Arthropoda; Ostracoda; Podocopida; Cyprididae
Source: the annotation of a GenBank genome assembly
AAGAUUCCAGUGGUUCUCCUCCACGCACAGCACGUAUGGAUACUGGAUGACUUCUUUGUUCAACACCUCGGAGGGUUUGCAAGUGUGAUCGACAGAAGGGCGAUGUCCAGUUCUGCUGCGUUUCGGAGCAAUUAUGUGCAGCAGAAAACCGCAUCGAUUGGCCGAGAUGAAGUUGCUUAUGGCGUUCAGGUGUGCACUUGGACGGCCAAGUUCGAAGAACUCUCCAAGCUGGAACCCUCAAAACUUCGGAUCGAGGACAUGAAGCGAUUUGCAAAUUUAUUCAUCCAGGGAAUUCUGUACGCGCAUCGGCUCUCGUUCACUGCCAAGUUGAUUUUGAACGUUCACGCCCGUUUCGUCAAGCCUAUGAGCAAGGUUGAUAUCGCUUGCGUGUGCAGAUUGAUCGAAUUGCUGCAGUCUAUCAGAGCUACUUAUCAUCGACACGGGAUGCUGGUGGCAGAGAUCACUGGUUACGUCAUGCAACACCUGUCUUUUGUUGCCCUGACGACGUUGGCUGGAGUCAAGAAACGGUUGCUGAAUGAGAAACCGAGCUCCAGACGUUCAGAUAUAUUGACUGCAUUGGUAUUGACUGAACACGCCUUGAAUGGUCCUGUGACAAAAGUUAAACGGCUGGUGGCGAUCAUUGCGAUGGCCUUUGCGCCGAAAACGCUAACGGAAGGAGAGUUUCAAGCAUUGGAGAAAAAUUUGAGGAAAAUGGAGUUUCUCUGUGACCUGGGAUCGUCUUUGGAGAAAGCGUGUGAUGGCUCGUUCCUUUAUUGGCACCGUGUGAUAAUUCCCAUCUAUUUCGACGACGUGUUGAGCUGUGAAACUAAUCCCCAUAGAAUUCAUGAAUUUUUUUCGGCGUUGGAAGACUGUAUCGCCCCGUUGUCUCAUUGU